ACAAUUUCUACACAUUUGACAAUCUCUAAUCCUCUCUUCGUUUGUCUUCUUCACGCUGCUACGUUCUCGCCAUUUUCUCAUCGAACUGUUAGAUUCAUUUUAUGGAUAAGACAAUUUGUGGCAAGGAGAGACUGGAAGAAGUGACACGAGAGUCACUCAUUGCCAUCUCUUACGCUGAACCAGACAAAGUUCUUGCUUCAGAACUCUCACCAGAGGACUUGAAUGGUGAAAAGCUGGUUGAAGGUGAAGACCCUGAUGGAACAGACAAGUACAGAUCAGAGUUAAUCUCCAUAUCCUAUCCCAAGUCACCUGACAUUGAAGGCUCACCAGUUACAAAGGAGGAGGAUCACUUUUGAUUUCCAUUUGGGCUUACUUUCUGUUUCUUGCCUCCUUACCCAUCUUCAGGGAGGUGGGGGAGGGGUUUUGGACCUCUUUAAUGGCUGCCUGUAAUCUUUCCUGGCUUAUAUUCACUGUGGUAUAAAACUCUUCAGACUGUGUUGAUAUUGUAUCUAUAUUACAGAUGCUUCAAGUGCAUCUUCUAUAUUUGAUUCACGAUUGCUAGCUGUAUGAACCUUAGACUCUGCUAUCAGAAAAUGAACUUUGCUCCUUCCAUGAAUGAAUGUAUCAUCUUUCUAAAUGGUUCUUUCCCUUUAGCAGCUGUAGGGAUUUUUAUUUUUAUUUUUUUUUUGUGAAAUGCAGUAUUUUGUGUUGCUUGAUUAUGCACACAGGGCCAAGGCUAGUGCUGUUAUUUUCAGUAGCAUGGUGCACUGGCUGAACUGCAUAGCUGUUUCUUUUACUUGAUGAGCCAGAUUGGAACUGACUAAUCUUCAGCUGCUGCAAGUUUGGUAAUUUAUAACUAUGAUCCUGUCCAAUAAACAAUGGUAAGGGUA
Molecule: messenger RNA, 890 nt
Organism: Rubroshorea leprosula
Lineage: Eukaryota; Viridiplantae; Streptophyta; Magnoliopsida; Malvales; Dipterocarpaceae
Source: the annotation of a GenBank genome assembly